Messenger RNA from Eublepharis macularius, 5890 nucleotides. RefSeq names its product RAP1 GTPase activating protein 2 (gene RAP1GAP2). Gene Ontology annotation, cellular component: cytoplasm; plasma membrane. The transcript has 24 exons. The record is from RefSeq and is a predicted model, not a curated record. The coding region runs from base 73 to 2289 and encodes 738 amino acids. Gene Ontology annotation, biological process: regulation of small GTPase mediated signal transduction; activation of GTPase activity. Gene Ontology annotation, molecular function: GTPase activator activity. Lineage: Eukaryota; Metazoa; Chordata; Lepidosauria; Squamata; Eublepharidae.
UUAAAAAAAACAGCUCCCUUGCCAAGGGUUGGCAAUAUUGGCAGCAAAGCCUCUCCCGUUGUCACCUCAGCUAUGUCACAAAUGCCAGGCAAGAUGCAUUCAAAACGAGCUGGAAUGCAAGCAGCUGUUGUACUCAUAGGGUUGUUGCACAAGUCCCGAAAGCAAAAUAAAGAGAAAAGGAAACAGGAGUUGUUGAGCAACACGGAUGUGACAACUCCCGAGAGACCUCUAUCUCCACCACUCACCGCCCCGCCAAGCAUGAAGUCUGCAGAAUUCUUUGAAAUGCUGGAAAAAAUGCAGGCACCAAAAUUAGAAGAACAAAGGAACGGAAGCCAGAAAAAGGAGGAUUAUAUACCAUAUCCCAGCAUUGAUGAGUUUUUAGAGAAAGGCGGUCCCUUCCCAUUAAUCAUCCUGCCCCAGUUUGGAGGUUACUGGAUUGAAAACCCAGAAAAUCUCAGCACUCCCACGUCAUCGGACAGCAGCGCUUGUGAAGAAGAGGAAGAACAGCCGAGUCCGGGUGCUUAUGGGUACAAACUAGAAUGCAAAGGUGAAGCCGAGGCAUACAGAAAACACUUCUUAGGAAAGGAUCAUUUAAAUUUUUACUGCUCAGCUAGCAGCCUGGGAAAUCUGAUCCUGUCUAUUAAAUGUGAAGAGGCAGAUGGGAUUGAGUACCUACGGAUUAUACUCAGGUCAAAAGCAAAGACGUUACAUGAAAGAAUUCCCUUAGCAGGACUAAGCAAGCUACCAAGCAUCCCACAAAUUGCAAAGGCGUUCUGCGAUGAUGCAACUGGAUUGAAGUUUAGCCCUGUGCUGUACCCCAAGGCCUCUCAGAUGAUUGUAUCCUAUGAUGAGCAUGAGGUCAACAACACAUUCAAAUUUGGCGUGAUUUACCAAAAGUUUAAGCAAACCCAGGAAGAAGAACUGUUUGGGAAUAAUGAAGAAAGUCCUGCAUUCAAGAGCUUCUUGAGUUUGUUGGGAGACACCAUAACACUCCAGGAUUUCAGGGGCUUCCGAGGAGGUCUGGAUGUUACUCACGGCCAGACAGGUAUGGAUUCUGUGUACACAGUGUUCAGAGACAGAGAGAUCAUGUUUCAUGUCUCCACCAAGCUUCCAUUCACCGAGGGAGACAUUCAGCAGCUUCAGCGAAAGAGGCACAUUGGCAACGACAUUGUGGCAAUUAUAUUCCAAGAAGAAAACACUCCUUUUGUUCCAGACAUGAUUGCAUCCAAUUUUCUACAUGCCUAUAUUGUUGUCCAAGUGGAAAACUCUGAAACAGAUAAUACGUCCUACAAAGUAGCAGUCACUGCCCGAGAAGAUGUCCCUUCGUUUGGUCCAUCGCUGCCAAACCCACCCGUGUUUCAAAAAAACUCUGAAUUCCGUGAAUUUCUUCUCACCAAGCUGAUCAAUGCAGAAAAUGCUUGUUGCAAGUCGGACAAAUUUGCCAAGCUUGAGGACCGGACACGAGCUGCCCUUCUGGACAACCUCCAUGAUGAGCUCCAUGUUCACACGCAGCUGAUGCUGGGCCUCGGAUCUGAGGAGGACAAGCUGGAGAAUGGGGGCCAUGGAGGGUUCUUGGAAUCAUUUAAGAGAGCUAUCCGUGUCCGCAGCCACUCCAUGGAAACGAUGGUUGGGAGUCAAAAGAAACACCCUAGUGGAGGAAUCCCUGGAAGCCUGAGUGGGGGCAUUGCACACAAUAGUGCUGAUAUCACAAAGACCACCUUCUCUCCUCCAGUAGCAGCCGCAGCAGCCAAGAAUCAGCCACGCAGUCCCGUAAAGAGGCGCUCAGGGUUGUUCCCCCGCUUGCACACAGGAUCGGAAAACCAGGCAGACUCCCGGAGUCGAUGUGACAGCGGCUCAGGAACACCAAAAACCUCAGAUGGAGGCCAUUCCUCCCAAGAAAUGAAAUCAGAAGCCUCCUCAAAUCCAAGCUCUCCAGAAAUCUGUCCUAACAAAGAGAGGCCCUUUAUCAAGCUCAAAGAGAACGGAAGGUCAAACAUCUCUCGUUCAUCCUCCAGCACCAGCAGUUUCAGCAGCACUGCAGGGGAGAGUGAAGCAAUGGAGGAAUACGAAAGUCUGGGCAGCCAGCCCUCCACAGCAUCACCAUUCAAGCAAGAUGUGUUUGUCUACAGCCCUUCACAGAGCUCUGAGAGUCCCGUUUUGGCCUCUGCAACUACACCAGUGAUCAUGAACCGGAGUCCCACAGAUAUAAAGAGCAGGAGUUCUCCAAGGUCAAAUCUCAAGUUUCGUUUCGAUAAACUUAGCCAUUCAACUUCUGGCCCAGCACACUAGCAAGAGAGGAAGCCUACAGGCCUGUAAAAAGGGCAUUGAGUGGAAACUUCUGGAACAAUCCACAGUGCAUUCAGUUGCCUGAUCCUUCCACACUUUUGCCAGAGGCUUUGACAAGCAUCUCUCUCAGAACAUGGUGUCUCCUCCCUAAGGGAGUGGUGUUCUUUUAGGGACUUCCCCCUCAGCCUCCACCUUUCUUGUACAAAAGAAAUCCUAUGAACAUUCAGCAUAACCCUACAUUGCUCAGGAUGCUACCCUAACCAUUUUUUUUUUGCAGGGCAUUUCUACUCCGGUUUUAUUUCUGGAUAGUUUAUUUUUUAAGGGAAAUCUUUUCUCUUGAAAUGAGAACACCAAUCCGCUAUCCUUGGCACAACUGCCAUGCAUGUAUUGUGCCAUCAUCACCUAAACAGCUGUUUUCAUUUUACCCACACGGAACUGUCAUCUUACUGAAAUCUCCUCAACCCGAUAAUGUGCCCAAGCAGAGGAAUAAAACAGUUGUAAGGUUCAUGCUUCAUCCCUUCUUACUGGAAGGACAUUGCUUGGAGAUGAGUUUUCUGUCAUGUAGCAACCCAUCUCGAAGCAGCUCCUCCCUUUUCCAUCUGCGCACGUGCUCUUGGUCCUGUGCCAGCUUUCUUCAGGCACUGGGCACUAUGCUUCUUGUGUUCCUUGUGUGUGAGGAAGGUUACUUUGGUAACUAGCUGCUCUUGUGAGCCAGUUUCUUUUCUUUCUAGCACUUGAUGGCCUGGAGAAAAGUACCCCUUUUUGUUACGCUGAUGUUAAAUGUGAGACUUUACCGUGCCAUGCCACACAUGGUGCUGCUCUUGAAAACUGGGGUUGGCUGGUGCAGAAUAUGCCAGUCCACCUGUAGUGUUCCAGCCUCUGCAAGUGGCUUCCUGUCAUUUUCUGGGCACAAUUCAAGAUGCUAGAUGUAACCUAUAAAGCUUUAAAGUUCCAGGGCCCCACACACCUUUCAUCCCACCUCUUCCCCCAUAUCCUAUUGUGGCCUUUAUUGUCAUCUUCUUAGUGGUACCCUUAAUUGGGCCAAGUCCAAUCCCCUCAGGGAGCACAAGGAGACGUUCUUAAUGACUGGUCUCUAGCUCUGAAACUUUGGCAGGAGACAAAAAAACUUCACACACCAUCUGGAUGCAAAGUGACAAGGCCUUGUUAUUCUGGCAAGUGGUUCUGUUGAUAACAUGUUACUUGCUCUGAGAUGGUGUGGAAGCUCCAAUCAGUUAGUAGAACUAUCACUUGUCUGAGACCUAACUAGAAAUUACAAGGGAAAUUACAAGGGAAACAGUUUUCAAGUCUUCUGGGCUUUUUAAAAUUGGAAUGUGACUACAAGGGGUUGCAUUAUUGAAUGAAGAAAGGAAGGCACAGCUUAAUACCUCUUCCCAACUUGCUUUCCCCCUCACAGGUAAAAAAUAUCUGCUCUUUAUAUUUUCCGCACAGGUGGUUAAACGUCUUUGGGCAAUCUUGAGCAGGAAAAAGACAGAAGGGAAAGGGAUUGAGUUGUCCCCCCCCCCCCCCAAGGUAUCAAGGUUCAGGUCUCGCCUGUGUACUUUGGCCAUGAGCAUCAACACUUAAAUACAUUCAGAUGAACAAAUCCAUAAAAGCUUUAAUACGUGCCAACACAAACUGGUAAGGUUGGUCACACUCAGGGGUCAUUUCCUAGAAAAAGAACUGCAGGAACUCAUUAGCAUAUCUCAUUAGCAUAUGCCACACCCCCUGACAUCACUGGAAGUGUGUCAGAAGGCACCAUCCACCCCUCAGGCCCCUUUCCCCAAAAAACUUCAGGUAUUUCCUUAAAGCAGAAUGAACUCAAAGCAGCUUAUCCUCCUCUGGAGAGCCAGCCCUGCUUGCUUGCUUGCUUGCUUGCUUGCUUGCUUGCAUGCAUGCAUGCACCCUCUCUCUCACAAGUCACAAAUGAAAAUAAAACAGCAGAAUGAAUUCAAAGCAGCUUACCUUCCUUUGGAGUCCAGCCCCACCCGGCUUGCACUCACUCACUCAUUUUCUCUCUCCCUCUCUCUCACGAGUCACAAAUGAAAAUAAAGCAAGCAGCAGAGCAGAAUGAAUUCAAAACAGCUUACAUUCCUUUGGAGCCCAGCCCCACUCGGCUUGCACUCACUCACUCACUCAUUUUCUCUCUCUCUCUCUCUCUCCCUCUCUCUCAUGAGUCACAAAUGAAAAUAAAGCAAGCAGCAGAGCAGAAUGAAUUCAAAGCAGCUUACAUUCCUUUGGAGCCCAGCCCCACUUGGCUUGCACUCACUCACUCACUUUCUCUCUCCCUCUCUCUUACGAGUCACAAAUGAAAAUAAAGCAGCAGAGCCUGCUGCUAAAAAUGAGGACAGCCAGGAGGAAAAGGAAUCACGUGGGUGGGGCCAAAACCCACAUGACCUCUUUUCAGAUCUAACGGAAUGCCAUUCCGGUGUGUUCCACCUCCAAAUGAGCCCUGGUCACACUACUGUAUGACAAACUCAUACUUUAGAGGCCUGCCUGAUCAGCAAGCUCAUUUACACAAGCUCAUCAGGGAGAACCCAAUAACAAUGGGCAAGUGGACUUAGGAGGAAUGUAUGGCCUCCUAGAUCAGCCUCUCCAGAAGGGCGAGAGAGAUGUUCUCAAAAGAGCCCUCUUCUCCUGUUUGGCUCCCAUGGGAGCACAUGGGACAGGGACAGGAAAGCACAAGGGACCUUUAGAGUCCCUUGCUUUCUACACAACCCUGGUAUACAUGAUAUUAAACACGCAUGAAUUUAUUCUUUCCAUACAUUCUGUAUUAGACAACGUCCCAUAACAAAGAAACAGAAACCCAAAAACAAGCUUUUUAAAAAGUCAUACAUUUUGACACAAACACUCUUACUGUAGGAAAAAGAGCAGAUCCAUAAAUUAGGAUGCCUGUGUAAAAAUGGAUCUAAGCCCAUGGCCACGAGAUCCAUCAGUUAUAUAUGCAUUACAAGAAGUACUUCCUUCCGGCUUUUCUGGCUCUAGUGCCCAUCUGGUGGCCUUAUGGCAGAGGGAGAAAACACAUAGAAGCUUUUCAUCUAAAAAAAAGCAAAACUUCCUUUCAAAUUCAGCCAUUGCAUGCCUACAUAGCCAUCCCUUAAAUGUAAAGUUUCAUUUCCUUUUCAGAAAUGAACUAAUUUUGUUUUUGUUGGCAUGCAUUCCUUUUUUUGAAAAAAAUAUUUUUUUUGCCUCUUUUCAUGAAUGUAGCACUAUCUCAUGUGAAGGACAACACCGGGGCAUCAAAUGUUCAUUUACACAAGACCCCAUUUAUUGCAAUGGGGCUGGAGGAGAAGAACAUACUUGAAUGUACCCCUGAUGUAGAGUAAAAUGUGAAAAAAAUGGUAUGAGAAGAAGGGUGGAAGUUUUUUAUAAAAAAUCCUCUGACAAAAUGAUUUUUUUUUCUUUCUUGUGUGUUGAGAGGCAAUGUUUCCUAGCCAUCCUGGUUGCUGAUAUCUGUUGUAAAUAAUGUAUAUUUAAUUUAUUGCUAUGGUAACAUCUUGUAUUUGUUAUUGUAUAAAACGAAUUCUAAAGAAGGGUCAGAAAUGUAUAUUUUGUUGCUUAAAUGUGUCUUUGCAAAAUUCAUAAUAAAAGAACAUAUUUUGUGUCA